This is a messenger RNA of Labrus mixtus (cuckoo wrasse), 970 nucleotides long. RefSeq names its product adipogenesis associated, Mth938 domain containing (gene aamdc). Gene Ontology annotation, biological process: positive regulation of fat cell differentiation. Lineage: Eukaryota; Metazoa; Chordata; Actinopteri; Labriformes; Labridae. The transcript is spliced from 5 exons. Gene Ontology annotation, cellular component: cytoplasm. The coding region runs from base 195 to 563 and encodes 122 amino acids. The record is from RefSeq and is a predicted model, not a curated record.
UAUAAAGUCAUCGGGGCGGAAGUCCGUGUUGUAAAUAAAACUGUCGAUACCUGAGCAGUAAAUGGUCCUGUUGAAACUUUGGUCAUCAUCGAAGCUCCCUAACAACAACAGGAACAGACUAAGGAAGAAUAAUCACAGGGGGGGUGUGUCCAGUCUGCAGACACAGAGCAAAGCAGGUUGAACGUCACAAUAAAAUGUCCUCUCCAGAGAUCGCCUCUCUCUCCUGGGGACACAUGAAGGUGAAGGGAUGCUCCUCCAGCUACAAAGACUGUAAGGUGUGGCCUGGAGGCAGCCGGGCCUGGGACUGGAGAGAGACUGGGACUGACCAUCGCCCAGGAGUCCAACCUGCUGACCUGGAGGAGGUGCUGAAGAAGGGGGUCGACCUGCUGGUGAUCGGCAGAGGCAUGAGUGAAGCUCUGCAGGUUCCCUCCACCACUCUGGACUUUGUGAGGCAGAACGGCGUCGACGUCAGAGUCCUGCAGACGGAAAAGGCCGUAGCUGAGUACAACAAACUGGCCGGUCAGGGCGCCAAGGUGGGCGGGGUUUUCCACUCCACCUGUUAAUGAGAUCACUCUUAAACCUGGUUAAUACUUCAGCGGCGUAGGCCUGUACCUACGGAGAAGAAGCUUACGCAUGUAGCCUGAUGUGCAUCUCCUCACAUAAAGCAACGCAACCGCAAGCCCUAUGAUUGGACCACUGGGUAGCAUCGUAUUUCUUGCAUUUCCGGUAUCGUCGCCAUUUUGAAAAUUCUGCAGAAUAAAAUAAUCAGCAGCUCCAGCUUCAGUAUAAUACGCUCGGUUUCAGUUGCCAUGGUUUCCUGUACAUAAACAAGCAGAGAUUGAGGCAGAACUGGAAACUGGAGAUAUUACAAGCAUAGAAAUCAGACUGCCAACCGGUGUUUGUAGGCGGAGUAUUGCAGAGUAUUGGGAAGUAUAAACCAGGUUUUAGUUUGAGCUUCCUGCUGAGAUAA